This is a messenger RNA of Pygoscelis adeliae (Adelie penguin), 2106 nucleotides long. It is a transcript of the gene SHCBP1, whose product is annotated as SHC SH2-domain binding protein 1. The record is from RefSeq and is a predicted model, not a curated record. NCBI's taxonomy places the organism in Eukaryota, Metazoa, Chordata, Aves, Sphenisciformes, Spheniscidae. Gene Ontology annotation, biological process: fibroblast growth factor receptor signaling pathway. The transcript has 14 exons. The coding region runs from base 1 to 2106 and encodes 701 amino acids.
AUGGCGAAGCGCUGGACGGCCAUCUUGUGCCUCUGGAGAGCGGGCAACCCGUACUGCUGCUUGGCCGCCCUUACGGGGAAAACGUUUCUUGUAUCCCGUCCGCCCCCGUGGAGGUGCCGGUACGGAGGCUGCGGUGCCCGGGGCCGUCGCCAGGCAGCGGCUCAGCGCUCCCCGGUUCGUAAGGCUGCCGAUCUGCUCCAGGAAGAUGAUGAUUCCUCUAGUGAUUAUGGCAGUCGUGACAAACCAGGGACUGCUUUAGGAAGGACUGUGCCAGAUGGGAACGUGCUUUUUCCAGAUAUUUUUCACACCGAUCAUCUUUUGUUUUAUGAGCGAUUUAAAGCUUACCAGGAUUACAUCUUGGCUGACUGCAAAGCUUCUGAGGUGAAAGAAUUCACAGCUGAGUACCUGGAGAAGGUCCUUGAACCAUCUGGAUGGCAGGCAGUCUGGCGCACUAAUGUGUUUGAGGUCCUUGUUGAGGUGGUUGAUGUGGAGUACUCGGCUCUGAAAGCAGUUGUGCAACUCAAUGAGCCUUUCCUGUGCGAGUCACGAGAUAGCACCUUUACCUUGGAGUGCAUGCAGGAACUCUUGGAGCUCAAGGAGCGUCAGAUACCACUGCAGGAGCUGUGGGUUGUGUAUGAUGAGUCAGGAGAGUUUGACCAGACAGCGCUAGCCGUAGAGCAUGUCAGGUUCUUCUACCAGUGCAUCUGGAGGACCUGGGACGAGGAGGAGGAGGAUGAUUUCGAUUACUUUGUGCGAUGUGUUGAGCCUCGACUGAGAUUGCAUUAUGACAUCCUUGAACACCGUGUGCCUUCUGGGCUUGUAGCUGAUUACCAGAACUUGUUGUCUCAAUGCGAAGAGCUUUACAGGAAGUUUUUAAAUGUGAGGAACAGCAUAUCAAGCAGUGAUUCGGACUCAGAAGUAGAAAAUGUCUCCAUGGUGGAAGGACUAAAGUUGUAUGAGAAAAUAGAGCACUUAAAACAAAAGCUAAAAUUAAUUGAGAAUCCUCUGCUGAGGUAUGUGUUUGGUUACCAAAAAUACAGUGGUCUCCAAGCUAAAGGACUGAGACCAACGGGUACCAAGAUAACUCAUGUUGUAUCCUCAACCAUGAUGGCAAGUCUGCUGCAGUCAUUGAUAAGGGACAAACUUUGCCCUGAAUCUUGUGGUGAAGAACUAGAAGUACAGUUUCACAAUGAUCCACUGGCAGCUGUGAAUGCCUGUUACGAAGGAGACACAGUCAUCAUCUGUCCUGGUCACUAUGUUGUAGAUGGCAUGUUCUGCAUUGCUGAUUCAGUUGAACUAGAAGGCUAUGGCCUGCCAGAUGAUAUUGUGAUAGAAAAACGAGGGAAAGGAGACAACUUUGUUGACUGUACAGGAGCCAAUAUAAGGAUCUCCAGCUUGAAGUUAGUGCAACAUGAUGCUGUGGAGGGGAUUUUAAAUGUCCAUCAUGGGAAAACCACCCUGGAGAAUUGUGUGUUACAGUGUGAAACUACGGGCAUAACAAUACGAACAUCAGCUGAGCUAUUAAUGAAAAACUCAGAUCUGUAUGGUGCCAAGGGUGCUGGUGUGGAAAUAUAUCCAGGUAGUACAUGCACCCUGUUAGACAACGGCAUACACCACUGCAAGGAGGGAAUACUUAUAAAGAACUUUUUAGAUGAACAUUAUGACAUCCCCAAGAUAACCAUGGUCAAUAAUAUGAUCCAUAAUAACGAAGGAUAUGGUGUGGUCCUGGUUAGACCAACAAUGCCCUCUGAUGUAAAGGAUGCUUCAGCAGAGAGAACAAAAGGGAAUACGCAGCCUACCCAGUCAGGUGAUGGGACAGCCUGCGUAGAGGGCUUCAGGCAAGAAGAACUACCUGGAUGUGUAACUGAUGAGUUGGAGCUUUACGAGCAAGCUGAGAUUUCUGAACAAACUGAAGGCAAUUAUGAAAUUGCAAAUGAACUCGGGGCUACUUCUGCAAAGAAGAGCCAGAUGCACAAGAAAAGACUGAGUGAACUGGGAAUCACAGAAGCUGAUGACAACUUAAUGUCACAGGAGAUGUUUGUUUCUAUUGUGGGCAAUCAGUUCAAGUGGAAUGGGAAAGGAAGUUUUGGUACCUUUCUUUUCUGA